CCAGAGGAGUUGGGAAUCAGACAAUUGGAAAUACUCGUGGGAGUUGGACCUGAACUUACUAAGAAUAAAGGAAAACACAACCGAAGACGUCAUCAUGCUCUCAAAGAAUCUUCUAGUGAGCCUGUUACUGCUCAACUUAGUGGCGUCUUUAGUGGCAGCCACCGUGACCACCCGUCGCAUCCAGCCGAGGGAAACGAACUCCUGCGAGGGUCGCCAGACCCCUGGACCCAUCUGCGAGUCCUGCGAGCUGCUGGCCACCUGUGUGCGCCACUCGAAUGGCUGGGUGAACAUCCCCGUGGAGUCGUGCGACGUGGCAAAUGGAUACUACUGCAACGCCCGACUGGGCAGCUGCACCAACGAGACGGGUCCCUGCCACCCGUUCGGGAUCGAGGGCAACUUCCAGUGCACCUCGCAGGGCAUCUUCCCGGAUCCGUACGACUGCCAGAAGUACCACAUGUGCUACUUUGUGGGCGCCACCUUGGUGGCCGCCGCCGUGGACUGUGGCAACGACAAGGCCUUCGAUGCGCGGACGGGUCAGUGCACCCUGACCCUGACCGACUCGGUUUGCCUGCAGCGGCAGUACAACUGCCCCAACGCCGGACACGUGGCCCCCUGGCCCACAAACCCCAACAUCUUCUACGUGUGCAAGUCGACGGUGAACCAGAAUCUGAACGACACUAUCGUCAUCUAUCCCUCGCUGCACAGGUGCAACGACGGGGAGACCUUCGUGGACUACGUCUGCCGCAGCGGAUCGAAUGUCCUGCCGCCCAACUCGGAAGACAACUCGGAGGUCAUCGUGGACCCCAACGAUGACGGCUUCUCCGUGAUGCCCAGCACCUGCCAGCACGUGGGGCUGAUCGCCGAUGGAAACGACUGCCGGAAGUACUACUACUGCUCGGCCCUGAAUGGCAGCCUGCGGCACAUGGAUUGUCCCGAGGGCACCUACUACCGCCCCGAGUUGUCCUCCUGCGUCCUGGGAACUUGCUAACUUUACUUGUUCUUCAAGAGAGUAACCUUAAUAAAUUAUCAAAAGGGCGAAUCACUUAUUAGGCUCUUAUUUAUUCAAGUUGUUAUGUGCCUAUCGUAAUGGUUUCUUUAAAAAAAUCAACAAAUAUAAAUUCGGUGAUCCUUAAAAA
Messenger RNA from Drosophila ficusphila, 1136 nucleotides. RefSeq lists its product as uncharacterized. The transcript is spliced from 2 exons. Bases 95 to 988 code for a protein of 297 amino acids. The record is from RefSeq and is a predicted model, not a curated record. Gene Ontology annotation, molecular function: chitin binding. NCBI's taxonomy places the organism in Eukaryota, Metazoa, Arthropoda, Insecta, Diptera, Drosophilidae. Gene Ontology annotation, cellular component: extracellular region.